GCAGCGUGACUGACAGACUCCCUCCGGGGGAGGCGGGAGGGGAGCUGACGGAGGAGGUCGAGAGUGGCGGACACGGAUUCGCACCGCCCAGGACAAGACCCCAGGCCACCCCAGCAGAAUGGAGGAGAUGCAGGCCCUGGUGGAGAGGCUGGAACGAGCCGUCGGCCGGCUGGAGCUGCUGUCUGCCGUGUCACACCGGCCCCCCGGGAACUGUGGGGAGAUCAACGGUGUCGACGGAGGUAUGGCACCCUCGGUGGAAGCCUUUGACAAACUGAUGAACAGCACGGUGGCUGAGUUUUUAAAGAAGAGUAGGAUCCUUGCUGGUGAUGUGGAGACCCACGCAGAAAUGGUGCUCAGCGCUUUCCAGGCCCAGCGGGCUUUCCUUCUGAUGGCCUCUCGGUACCAACAACCCCAAGAGAAUGACGUGGCUGCACUUCUGAAGCCAAUAUCGGAAAAGAUUCAGGAAAUCCAGACUUUCAGAGAGAGGAACCGGGGCAGUGCGAUGUUUAACCAUCUUUCGGCCAUCAGCGAGAGCAUCCCUGCCCUUGGGUGGAUAGCUGUGUCCCCCAAACCCGGUCCUUAUGUCAAAGAGAUGAAAGAUGCCGCCACCUUUUACACGAACAGGGUUCUAAAGGACUACAAACACAGCGACCUGCGCCACGUGGACUGGGUGAAGUCGUACCUGAGCAUUUGGAGUGAGCUGCAAGCAUACAUCAAGGAGCACCACACCACAGGUCUGACCUGGAGCAAAACGGGUCCUGUAGCGUCCACUGCGACCCCACUGUGCGCCCUGUCCCCUGGGCCUGGCCUUCCUCCACCCCCUCCUCCUCCGCCUCCUCCGGGGCCACCUCCACUCUUUGAGAAUGAAGGCAGAAAAGAGGAGUCCUCUCCUUCCCGCUCAGCUUUAUUUGCACAACUUAACCAAGGGGAGGAGAUUACGAAAGGGCUCCGGCAUGUCACAGAUGCCCAGAAGACAUACAAGAAUCCCAGCCUGCGAACUCAAGGAGGACAAACGCCAUCGCCCACCAAAAGCCACUCUCCGGGCCCCAGGGUUCCGCAGUCGCGUCCUCUUCAGAAGCAUGCCCCGGUGCUGGAGCUGGAAGGGAAGAAGUGGAGAGUCGAAUACCAAGAAGACAGGAACGACCUUGUGAUUUCAGAGACUGAACUGAAACAAGUGGCUUACAUUUUCGAGUGCAACAAGUCUACGCUACAGAUAAAAGGGAAAAUAAAUUCCAUUACAAUCGACAACUGUAAGAAGUUUGGUCUGGUUUUUGACAAUGUGGUGGGCAUUGUGGAAGUGAUCAACUCCAAGGACAUUCAAAUGCAGGUGAUGGGGAAAGUGCCAACAAUCUCCAUCAAUAAGACGGAAGGCUGCCAUGUGUACCUCGGCGAAGACGCGCUGGACUGUGAGCUCGUGAGCGCCAAAUCCUCGGAGAUGAACGUACUGAUCCCCCAGGGCGGCGAUUACAGAGAAUUUCCCAUUCCUGAACAGUUCAAGACAGCAUGGGAUGGAUCCAAGUUGGUCACUGAACCUGCAGAAAUUAUGGGCUAAUCUCCAGAGAGACCAGACCCCCUGAUCUGAAUCUCCCAAUAAUAAUUUUAAAAAGCAACAUUAAAAACCUAGAAGUUGCAGUAGCUCCUACUGCUUUAGCUGUGGCUUCCAACAAUUCUGUUACAGAAACAGCAUCAUUUCUGGCAUGCCUUCAUGGGGAUUUUGAAAUAUUUAACAUUUCUUCAUGAUUUGCCUUUGUGUGUGAUUUGAGUUCUACAUGAUAACUUGUGAGCAUUAUGCAUUUAAAGGGAAAAAAAGAAUUCUCUUCCCCUUAUAUCACUAACACAGUAGCUGAUAGGUAAAAAUACUGCAUGGUUCACUUUUGCAAUAAUGUUUAAUUGCUAGUUGGAAAAUAAAAACGUUGAGAAUCUAAGAUGUACAUUUUUACCUUCUAGACAAUUUCAAUAUGAGGUAUAGUAGUAAGCUCGGAAAAAUCCGCCUUUUUUUUUUUCUUAUUUUUACCACAUGUUCACCUUUAUCAGUGUGGAUACACCAUCAUCAUGAACACAUAUUUCAACCCAUGUUUUUACAGAACAAAAGAAAAUGCCGUACAAAGGACCACAUCCAGUUUCUUAGUCCUUGGAUGACCUGUAUUCUUUACAGUUACUAAAAACCAAAAGUAAAUUCUAAUUAUUUAUGUUAAAUAUUUCCACCUUGUCAGUUGGGAAACUUUUACUUUUCUGCAUAAAGAUUUUUAUGCCAAAAAAAUUGGUGGGAGGAAGCUGAUUUAGUACCUCACAAUUUUGCUCUAAGAUCAAGCUCAGUUUUAAUUUUCCAGUUUUGCACCUGUUAAAUAUCAGAUGCCUCAUAAGUGAUGUCUUUAAUGUUUUAUUAUAGACCACUUUCUUCCUUUCCACUUGCCAGACUUGCUAACCAGUCUCAGAAAGGAACAUGAAAAAGCCAUAAAUGUAUUACUUCUUCCAGAACCCAAGGAAUUGUUUGUUGGUUUGGCUUGCUGCUCCCAUUCUGUAGCACUGAUAGUACAUGCUUUUUCAACAUAGUAUGAUACUUCUUUGUAUCGUUUUAGUGCAUAGUGCUGAAAAUCUGCAACUUCUUGGAUCACGUGUAAUGAAUUAUAGUAUAAUGCUUGCAGACCCAAUACAAGCAUAUAUAUUGUGCCUAUUACAGCCUUUGGAAUAUAUUAUUUCCGUUUUUUAAAAAUAUCUUCUAUAUCCAUAUAGAAUUAAAAUCACUAAUGCUCAUGUACCAAGGUUUUGCAAUAAAAGUUUUGUCCAAAUGAAUAAAGUUGUGGCUUUAGUAAAUAUCUUUUUUCCAACUGUAAACUUAUUCUGCAAUAAAGUACGGUUCUAAUUGUUUAA
This is a messenger RNA of Molossus molossus (Pallas's mastiff bat), 2871 nucleotides long. RefSeq names its product cyclase associated actin cytoskeleton regulatory protein 2 (gene CAP2). Gene Ontology annotation, biological process: regulation of adenylate cyclase activity; cytoskeleton organization; cell morphogenesis. Gene Ontology annotation, molecular function: adenylate cyclase binding; actin binding. The record is from RefSeq and is a predicted model, not a curated record. Lineage: Eukaryota; Metazoa; Chordata; Mammalia; Chiroptera; Molossidae. Gene Ontology annotation, cellular component: cytoplasm. The transcript is spliced from 13 exons. Bases 119 to 1552 code for a protein of 477 amino acids.